This is a messenger RNA of Folsomia candida, 1846 nucleotides long. Its product is annotated as putative SEC14-like protein 6. The coding region runs from base 544 to 1329 and encodes 261 amino acids. Lineage: Eukaryota; Metazoa; Arthropoda; Collembola; Entomobryomorpha; Isotomidae. The transcript is spliced from 6 exons. Gene Ontology annotation, cellular component: cytoplasm. The record is from RefSeq and is a predicted model, not a curated record.
UUUCCAAGAAAUCCUCCCAUUCUUUGAGAUCACUUCAAUUUGAGAGGAAGCAGAAAAAGACGUCCACCACCAAGUAAAGUACCAGUCCCAAAGCGAUGAAAUAGUCGAGGGUGCACUAAAAACCAGUUCUAGCAAUAAGAGUUUUCGCAGCAUUUAUACAUAUCGCAGCACUACAUAUAUAUUAGAUUUGCAUUGUUUUUAUCAAUGUCACUAGUUUAGGAAGCUUUUGCGUGGAAAAGUUGAUGCAGGAGAUCAAUUAAAUCAUAAUUAUUAUCGUUGCACGCAGGAACUUCGUUAUUUGGAAUUUUUUCUCAUAGUGUCCCUGAAAGUGCUGGUAGGUUAGUAUAAACUGGACAAAAAGCAAGCAAUAUUAUAACAGCUUAAGUGUUGGACGCCACGCAAUCUGAAAAGCUUAAUUGUUACAUGCACAGCGUCACUCUGCAUACGUUGAAAUUUGAGUUGGGGAAACAAAAAUAUAUUUCAGCGUCUUCCAGUUUUAGCCUCACCAGCUAAUAAAGUAAUUCAGCGUCCAAGAUAAUAAAUAUGUCUCUGCCAACGGAAGAAGAAAAGGACGCGAUCAAAGUGUUCCGUGAGAACUUGAAGGAUGCCUUGACGGAGGAUGAGCUGGGCGACGAUUUUUUCCUUCUGAGAUGGCUUCGAGCACGAGACCUGGACUUGGUCAAAUCGGAACAAAUGCUCCGCACGGCUAUAUCCUGGAGAAUAGAGAACAAUGUGGAUGACGUGUUGAACAAGAAGAUUGACCCCUUCUUCCCAGAAAAUUAUCCGCGGUGGAUUGGAGGUGUGGAUAAAGAGGGCAGACCAAUAUACUGCGCGGGCGUGGGACAAUGGGAUCUGAGGACUGUAGUUCGCAAAGGAGAGUCGAAGGGCUUCCAAGAGUACACCACCCACGGGUUCGAAAGUAUGAUGCAACUCCUGAAGGAGGCCAACGACGUGCGUGAAAGCCCUGCUGAGGAUACCACCGCACCCCCAAUCACGCAAAUCAUCGCCAUUUUCGACUUUGCUGGCUUUGCCUGGUCGCAACUACUCAACUACAAAGCGGUUGGGGAGCUGCUUCAAUUGGGGUCGAUUUACGAGGCGUACUAUCCUGAAAUCCUUCACUCCUGCUAUUUCAUUAACUGCCCCUCCCUCAUUUCCAAAAUUUUCAUCCUUCUUAAGCCCAUCCUCGCCCCCAAAACUAUGGCAAAAAUCAAAUGCUUUGGAAACUCCAAGGAUGAGUGGAGGGCGGAAUUUCUGACCGUCAUCGACGAGGAUCAACUUGUCCCUGAAAUAGGAGGGACCAGGGGGCUUAUCUGCAAUAAUAGUAUGUAAAUAUAUAAUUUGUUAUAUUACAACCAUAUUUAUCUUGGCUGGAUUAAAACUACCGAAUUGUGAAUGUAUGGAUAAAUAAACCUUAUUUAUAAAUAGCAUAACGAAGUGACGCAAAGUUAUCGUUUUAUCCGUCUGUAAGCAGGAUAUCUCAAGAACUUCUCAAUAUAAUUAACGCCAUUUUCGCCAUUGUCUUGUGCUAAUAAGUUUUAGUUUCCGGUCGAAUUCGAUAAUGGGGUCAAUCGGACCACCCCCAUAGCGUUGGGGGGUGGUCCAAAAUUAAAUUAACCUUCAUUUUCGUAUCAGAUGUCACCAGGAAUUCAACGCCGUCAAUAUUUUUGACCUCUAACCAGCCCAUGGCCGUGUAAACAACGUCAAAGGUCAUAAAAUGUGGAAACGUCAAAAAUAUAAAAUUCAUCUCAAUGUACUCCGUUUCCGCUCUUUAAUUAUAUUUGUUGGUGGAGUUUACUUGUGUAAUAAAGCACGAUUGUUUAUUUUAAUAAAAUAUUUGAGACAGGCA